Salvia splendens (bonfire salvia) is the source of this 627-nucleotide messenger RNA. RefSeq lists its product as uncharacterized. Bases 1 to 627 code for a protein of 208 amino acids. The record is from RefSeq and is a predicted model, not a curated record. Gene Ontology annotation, molecular function: nucleic acid binding; RNA-DNA hybrid ribonuclease activity. NCBI's taxonomy places the organism in Eukaryota, Viridiplantae, Streptophyta, Magnoliopsida, Lamiales, Lamiaceae. The transcript has a single exon.
AUGGCCAACGGGAUAUACAAGAAGAAGCAUUGGAAGGGAGUUAGUCUAAAAAUCACUGUCCCGAGUCAUGAUGAACUACGGAGCCCUAGGCCGCUUGCAGUGGCAAUCAAGUGGCACCCGCCGGAUGACCCCUGGAUCAAGCUCAACACCGAUGGUGCAUUCUUGGAAGCGUCGGAUAAAGCCGGGGGAGGUGAUAUCAUCCGAGAUCAUACGGGCAAAGUGCUUUCAGCCUUCGCAUCCCCACUUGAGGCCCACUCCGCCCUUGAGGCGGAGCUUCUAGCCAUCCAACUCGGGUUAGAACUUGCCCUGGAGUUCAAUCGGCCUAUCUGGAUUGAGUCGGAUGCACAACAAGUGGUCCAGCUCCUUAAUAGUACACGAUGGGGACCGGCACACACGAGCAGGGUGGUGGCGCGGAUCUUACUCCUCAAUCGCCAACGAGUUGUGCGCCUCACCUACACCCCUCGGGAAGGGAACAGGGCCGGAGACUUACUUGCAAAGAUGGGAAUUGACAGUCAAAACUACUGCCGUAUGAAUGCCCACACGAUGCCGAGACACCUCGCUGCAAUUACUAGGAUGGAAGCACUAGGAAUCCCGAACAUUCGGGUCCAACAUGACGACAAAGAAUAG